Molecule: messenger RNA, 1254 nt
Organism: Periconia digitata
Lineage: Eukaryota; Fungi; Ascomycota; Dothideomycetes; Pleosporales; Periconiaceae
Source: the annotation of a GenBank genome assembly
AUGUCUAGCGACUCUGAGAUGACGGAAGACCUAGAGUUUGGUCAGGCAGACCCUGAAUCAUAUUUUGAGGAGGUGGCUAUCCAAUGCCUUUUUCAGAAUCCAGAAUUGAGAUUCUUGAACCUCGAAGAUCCCGAAGCCUUGCAAGGGCUUCGCAGCUGCGUGGCGAAAGCUCUCUCAAGCAAACGCCGUCAUAGUGCUCCACUUGAGGGAACUCCACCUAAGCGCCGUUCUGGUACUAAUCGCAAGCGAUCAGGACAAGACAACGAUAACAACGAUGAUGAAGAUGGUGAAGGGAGUCCAAACGAACGCCGUGCAAUGGUCAGCGGCACGGGCUCGAGGAGCGUCAGCUAUGCUUGUCCUUAUCUAAAAUACAACCCAAAUGGAAUCUCCGAACGUCAUCGUUGCGACGCUGGAUGGCCGGACAUCCCUAGGCUGAAGGGACACCUUUUUCGUUGUCACAAGAUAUUUCUAUGCGUUCGAUGCUGGGAAGCAUUUUCCAGAGAGUUAGAUUUAACCACUCACUUGCGAACGGAGUCUUCCUGCAAUGUAGUUGACCCACCCCCCGAUGAUGCCUACGAUUGGGGUCGUGGUUUCAACAAUGAGCAGGAGACGAAGCUGAAAUCGAGGGACAAAAACGUUGCAGAAACGACUAAAUGGAAAAACAUUUACAAAAUCCUUUUUCCCCGCGUUGCCAAUGAAGACAUACCGUCACCGUACAAUAUCAGCCACGGACACUUGCCGCCCUUCCCAAGCCCCGAUAGUGCGAGAGCUGGACCUUCCAGUCAGAAUCGAGACGAAGAGAUCAUCACAAGGGUUGUGGAGCGGCUUAUACGCUGUGGUCAACAGCAGCAACAUAACAUCGGUGGUUACACCGGCCAUGUUGGUGCUUACGGUGAUCAGGGCUUUCGCCAACUGCCUACUCCACAAAACACAUUGACAAGUCGAGAAUCGGGGCAUAUGCCAUACACAGGCCCAUUCCACAUGAAUCAGAUCGCCCCAAACAAUUUCUAUCUCAACCCCCAUUCUCACGGGUUUGGUACAACAAGCGAUCUGACCAAUGAUUCUGCCUAUUCCACCAGCCAUUCUUCCACGAAUCAGCCAGCAUAUCCUCAGUACGGGUAUAGACCACAAGAGCACCUCGCAGAUCAAUCUUUGGAUGAUCGACCAGUUCUAAGCGGCGCAGGAUUACUCUGCGGCAUGGAGAACUAUGAACUUGGAAAUGACUAUCAGCUCCCACCAGGAAGUAUGGAUUAA